This is a messenger RNA of Aspergillus terreus NIH2624, 2283 nucleotides long. RefSeq names its product glycosyltransferase family 4 protein. The transcript is spliced from 2 exons. NCBI's taxonomy places the organism in Eukaryota, Fungi, Ascomycota, Eurotiomycetes, Eurotiales, Aspergillaceae. Gene Ontology annotation, molecular function: glycosyltransferase activity. Bases 1 to 2283 code for a protein of 760 amino acids. The record is from RefSeq and is a predicted model, not a curated record.
AUGGCCUUCCCCAGCAUCCUCCGGGCCAAGCGCAUCCUGCUCACCACCGAAUCGUUCGGCCCCGUCAACGGCGUCAGUCGCACCACCAUCAGUCUGGUCGAGUAUCUGCGCCGACAUGGCGUCGACAUCGUCGUCGUAGCGCCGCAGUUUGAGGGCGCAGACUCCUCGCGCGAUAUCCGUCUGCCCGGCUAUCCUCUACCCUACAACCCGGAUCUAACCGUGGUAUAUCCCUUCCGGCUAGACGACAUCUACAACCGCAGCUUCCAGCCCGAUCUCAUCUACGUCGCCAGUCCGGCCUCGCUCGGCUUCCAGGUGCUCCUGCAGACGCGCCAGCUGCGCAACCCGCCCGUGGUGCUGCUCAACUUCCAGACCGACCUGUCCGCCUACAGCGAGAUCAUCUUUCCCGCGCCGCUCGCCCGCUUCGCCGUCUGGCUGCUGGCCACCGUGCAGGGCUACCUCUUCCGCCAUGCCGCCGUGCACACCAUCUUCUACCCCUGCACCGCCGUGCUGGACUAUCUGAAGACCGCGCACGCCCCCGUGGACCGGUGCGUCCAGCUCGGCCGCGGCGUCGACACCGCCCUCUUCCACCCCUCCCGCCGCGACGACGCCUACCGCGCCGCCAUCGCCCCAAACGGCGAGCUCAUCCUCGUCUGCGUGUGCCGCCUCGCCCCGGAGAAGGGCUUCGAGUUCCUCGCGCGCGCAGCCACCAAGCUCGCCGAGACGAAACUCGCCUUCACGCUCCUCAUCGUCGGCGGCAACCGCAACCCGGCCGUCCAGACCCGCAUCCAGCGGCUGUUCGACCCCGUCCGCGAUCGCGUCGUCUUCACGGGCUUCCUGACAGGCCUGCCGCUGGCCCGUGCGUAUGCCUCCGCUGACGUCUUCCUGCACUGCUCCGUCACCGAGACCUUCGGGCUGGUCGUGUUGGAGGCCAUGGCGAGCGGGCUGCCGGUGGUGGCGCGCGACCAGGGCGGGCCGUCGGAUAUCGUGCGGGACGGGCAGACGGGGUAUCUCGUUCCGCCGGAGGAUUUGGACCGGUUUGUUGCUGUCGUUCGCGAGGUCGCGGCGCGUGUGCCGCUGCGGGAGGGCCUGGCGACGGCGGCCCGGCUGUAUGCGGAGGAGACGACGUGGGAGAAGAUCAAUCACCGCGUGGCGUGUCGGAUGGCAGAGGCGUUGGCUGACGGGAGGGAGCUUGAGCGCUCGGACGUCGUCUUGUCGAUUGGGGAGAGGCUGCGCAUCACCGGCGCGGUUGCUCAGCGUGACGGAAGCAAUCUCGCGCAGCGCCUCGGCCGUAAAGAAGGCCUGGUGGCCGCAGACCAGCACGUUGUGGAACGUCAUCAGACGCAUGAGCAUGUCGUCGUGGAUGAUCUCGGCGGAAUGGUCAUUGUAGAACAGAUCGCCCUCCUCCUCGUACACGUCGAGCGCCAGCCCGCCGAUCUGGCCGGUCUUCAGCGCCUGGAUCGUGGCGCGGGUGUUGACGAGCCCGCCGCGCGACGUGUUGACCAGCAGCGCGCCCUUCUUCAUGCGCGCCAGCGUGCCGUCAUUGAUAAUGUGCCGCGUGCCCUCCGUCAGCGGACAGUGCAGACUGACAAUGUCACUGCUUGCCAGCAGCGUAUCGAGAUCGACAAACUCGCCGUACUGCCGGAACUCGUCGCCGCCGAACGGAUCAAACGCCAGCAGCCGGCACCCGAAGCCGUGCAUGAUGCGGGCGAACGCCAGCCCGAUGCGGCCGACGCCCACUACGCCGACCGUCUUCCCGCACAGCGUCACGCCCAGGAACCCCUCGAGGUUGAAGUUGCCCUCGCGCACGCGGUUGUACGCGCGGUGCGUCUUGCGGUUCAGCGUCUGGAUCAGCGCGACGGCGAACUCGGCCACGGCUUCGGGCGAGUAGCUCGGCACGUUGGCGACGAAGAGGCCGAGUUUCUCGGCGGUGGGGAGGUCGACGUUGUUGAAGCCGGCGCAGCGGAGCAGGAUGGCGCGCACGCCGUAGCUGUGCAGGGUGGUGAGCACGGGGGCGCUGAGGCUGUCGUUGACGAAGACGCAGACGGCGUCGCUGCCCUGCGCGAGAGAGACGGUUUCGGGGGAGAGCGCGAAGGAGUGGUAGAUGGUUUCGCAGAGGGAGGGGUGGUGGGUGUCGCGGAUGGAGUCGAGGUAUUGUUUGUCGUAGGACUUGGCGCUGAAGACGGAGAGUUUCAUUUUGUUUUUCCUAUUCUCCUUCUUUCUGAUUGGUUCUGGAAGUAUCAAGUAGAGCCUGUCGGAGGUGUGGUGGUGGUUUGUUGGAGAUGA